This is a messenger RNA of Ochlerotatus camptorhynchus, 4312 nucleotides long. RefSeq names its product serine/threonine-protein kinase GL21140. The transcript is spliced from 9 exons. Bases 961 to 2805 code for a protein of 614 amino acids. Lineage: Eukaryota; Metazoa; Arthropoda; Insecta; Diptera; Culicidae. Gene Ontology annotation, molecular function: ATP binding; protein kinase activity. Gene Ontology annotation, biological process: intracellular signal transduction; protein phosphorylation. The record is from RefSeq and is a predicted model, not a curated record.
GUAGUUUGUCAAAUUCAGUUCUGUGUUGUCUGUCGAUUCGGCCGUGUGUGUUGUUUCCCGUGUGUAAACUCGCUCGCGGUGCCCGUGGUUUUUCCUCCCAGCCAUCAUCACACUAUAGAACAAUAAUUGGUUGGCUAUUCUGUUUCAAUAGUAAGUGUUGGCAUUCAUCACCAGCCUAGCCUGCGUGGAAAAUAAAAUACUCUGGAUCCUUGUCGGUAGCGUCGCGGACGGUUCCUUCUUCAGUGUUCUCCAUAAUCUUUCCAGAAAGUGUCACAGAAGAAGCAGACAUCAUUCCCGUGCGUGUGUGUAUGAGCGCAUUGUACCGUAGUGUUUUUGUCCGUCGUGGAUCCUGGGUGGAAUACCUAUCCGUAGUUUUUGUGAGUAAAAUCGAAAUUAUCGCGGCUGCGACGGGCACGAGGAGGUGAAAUAGAAAGAAAAGUUUGUCGCACAAACGAAACGCCUCAGCCAGUCAGUGAUUGCGAGGAAAAAAUCGGGCUCCUGUUUUUCUCGUGUUUCCCACCGCCCCCCGUGUAUGUGUAUGUUGUGUGUGGUGGACGAGAGCCAUCCAAGUGGCAAUCGCGUGUCGUAAAUUUAGUAAAAGUUGAAAGCUUUUCCGAUUUUUCCAUUCCGGCGGAGGUGAAUUGCAAUUGAGCAGAAGAGGAGAAGCAGCAGCAGCAGCACCAGGGAGAGGAAGUAAAACAACCCAAUUGCCGUGGCAAAGCAGGCAGUCAGUCGGGCGGCAGCAGUCCUCUCGACGGGCAUCGGUUUCCACAUAUAUUUUUUUCGCUAACUGAACCGUGGCUCCACGGUCUUCCGUGGUGUGACAACGACGGAGUCAACCGCAGGAGCCAAACCACCGCCGACGCUGCCACUACCGCCAGAAGUGACUGGUACGCAGUACAACACAUUCGGGCAAGGACAACACAGACACGGACAACAACACGGAGGAGAGGAGCGACGAUGGAGGUAAGCAAUCACACAACUUCGACCCUAAGUCGGAGCAAUAGUCGGACAAGUUCAAACUCCGAACUCGAGAAAGAGCUGAUCGAUCUGGAAAUCAGUGGCACCAACAACAAAUCCAGUACACUCAAAAAACGGAUCUCAAGCAGCCGGACGCCGGCGAAAAAGGCCAGGCGAAUACGGUUUUUUCGGAACGGCGACAAGUUCUAUUCCGGUAGUAUCAUACCAGUAUCGGGGGAGAGAUAUAGGUCAUUUGAUAGUCUAACAGAGGACCUAACGAGACUGUUAGAGGAUAGUGUUACGCUGACGGGCGCCAUCCGGACAAUUUACACCCUCGAUGGGAAGAAGGUGGACAAACUCGAAGACCUCGAGGAUGGUAAAAGCUAUGUAUGUUCCUGUAAUAAUGAAGGUUUCAAAAAGAUAGAUUACAAUGCUACCAAUAGUAAUCCAGCUGCAAAGAAUACAAAUAGACUGUCUAGACUAAUACGUCCAGUAUCGCCAAUCAAAAAUGGCUCCAACGGUACGGCACCUCUCAAAGAAAUUAGCUCCGUUGUACAUCCUAGGCUCGUAACCCUAAUUAGGAACGGCGUGAAGCCUCGUAAGAUUCUUCGAUUGCUGCUGAACAAGCGCAACAGUCCAACGUACGAACACGUGCUGCAGGCGAUCACGCAAUGCGUCAAACUGGACACCGGCUGUGUGCGGAAGGUAUUUACCCUAACGGGGGCGCCGGUGCUCAAGCUAGCAGAUUUCUUCGGCGAAGAGGAUGUCUUCUUUGCGUACGGGAACGAGCGGGUCGGCAACGAUGACUUCGAACUGGAGGCGGACGAGCGGAAAACAAUCCAAACUAAUAAGAAAACCCUGCGGAGCAAUACGACCCGGACGGGACCGAAGCCCAAGAUGCCCAUCAAGAGCCACAACGAUACCUUUGUGUGCGUAGAUGAAACGGUGCUCAAUGGGGUUAUUUCGCCGGACUCGUUGCCGCUGGAGCUGCAGAGCAAGUACACGCUCGGGUCGAUAAUUGGUGACGGUAACUUUGCAGUGGUAAUAAAGCUAAAGGAUCGAUCAACGAGCAUUGAACAUGCACUGAAAAUUAUCGACAAAUCAAAAUGCUCCGGCAAGGGUCACUACCUGGCAGCGGAAAUUCGCGUCAUGAAGAAGCUGAACCAUCCCUACAUCAUCCAACUGAUACAGGACAUCGAAACGAUGAACAACAUGUAUCUGGUGCUGGAGCUGGUCCGCGGUGGCGAUCUGUUCGAUGCCAUCACGAGGGUAACGCGGUUUUCGGAAAAUCAGUCCAAGAUCAUGAUGAAGCACCUGGCGUCGGCCAUGUCGUACAUGCACGCCCUCAGCAUCGUGCAUCGGGAUAUCAAACCGGAAAAUCUGCUGGUUGAAUUGGACAAAGACGGCAAUGUUGUACUGCUGAAAUUGGGUGAUUUUGGGCUGGCAUGUGAAGUUACCGAACCACUGCUAUCGGUAUGCGGGACGCCAACCUAUGUGGCACCGGAAAUCCUGAUGGAAACUGGCUACGGCGUGAAGAUUGAUGUCUGGGCAGCCGGUAUCAUCCUGUACAUUCUGCUGUGCGGUUUUCCACCAUUCGUAUCACCGGACAAUCAACAGGAGCAACUGUUCGAUGCCAUCCUGAAUGGUUUCUUUGACUUCCCGGCGCCGUACUGGAACAACAUCGGCGACAGCGUGCGGGAUCUGAUAAUCAACAUGCUGCAGUCCGAUCCGGAGCUGCGAUUUUCCAGCGAAGACAUUCUCGACCAUCCCUGGCUCACCAGCAACGUGGUGGACGACACUCGAGAUCCCAACGGGUACCGAAUCAUCUCCAAUCUGGUCUAUUAGAAGUUGCCCUCUCUUAGACAUCCCCUCCCUCUACUGUGUCUGCUGCGAGCGCGUGUGUGGUUGUGAGCGUUUGUGCGUGUGCGAAAGAAGGAGUGAGUGUGUUUACUAAGUUAAGCGAAUCUAUACUUGUGUAAAUCACAAUCUGCAAAUUUUAUGUUCUAGAUAGUCACCAAAAUUUCUGUGAUGAUUAAGUUGCAUUAGUUGUGCACGGAACCAGGAUGCUUUUUCUUUGAUAUAUUUCGCUUCCACCCAAACCGCUAGUAUUUCCUUUUUCGUUUGCUUUAUACUUAUGUGAUGAAUCGACCACAACCGGGCCCCACUGCACGAAAUUCUACAGCACUAUUUAUUAAACAAUAAAAUAUUGUACAUAGCAUGAUUAACAUAGUCAUUUUUUACCUCUAUCAUACAUGUUAUUCCCGUUUUUUUUCCAUUCUCUAUUCCAUAUCAGUACCGCAUGAGAUAGCAAGCGAAGAGGCAGUGAUGUUUAUGGAUGAAGAUACUCUUUAGACGAAGAAAAAUGAAUUAAAAAUCAAGAAAACGCCAAAAAAGUGAGUUAUUGUACUUGAAUUGCAUGUUUAGGAACAAAAUCGAAUGCUGCGCGUGUAUGUUGUGUAGUCCUACUUAUGAUGGCAUCGGAAAAGCGCUUGUCUAUAUUCAGUGUGUCUCCCGGCAGGCUACUGCCUACCGAGUAAUCAAAUCAUUCUGUACAUAUAGGUAAUUUAAGGUAUUUAUAAAGCAAACACAGUAAACCACUACACACUGCUUGCAACUACUACCUACUGCAGUUAGGAAACAUUUGAAACACAUCCACUGGAUUGUACUAUCUUGUCCCCCCGCUGCUUUAUAACUAGGCUAGAGAGAAGCAACAGAAAAAUGUCAUCACGCGAAACCUUCACAGCUCCACAGAAAGUAUAUAUUUGUUCGUUCGUUGUAAUUAUUGCUGUUGGCAAUUGCAGAAUUUUAUUCAUUUGAAUAACCUUAAGCAAGCUUAUUUAUUAGAUAUUAGGUUGAUGUUAGCUCAAUUUAUGUGUUGACCCUGGGGUGGUGGUGAGACCAGUCCAGAAAGAAUCGAAAGCAGUCGGUCGGAAGCGCCCCAAAUUUCGAACCUUUGGUUCUGAUUUAUUUCCAUUAGCUUUUCCGGUAACCAUGUUUCACACACACACACACACACAGAAAAAAGUUUGAUAUUCGUUUUGUUUGUAAGAGUCAUUUUGUAGAGCACGCGUUGAUAGUGUUUAGUUUAUAUCCUUUCCUUUCUUUUUUGUUUAAGUUUGAUUCGUUAAGUCACGCGAGAAAGGAGAAAACAAACAGUCGAAUAUGAAGUGCAUACACGUAGGAUAUUAGGGUAUGACGAAUUGUAGAAAUUGGACGAAAGGUUUUUUUUUGGCUUAAAAUACAUGAAUGCAUACACACCCGUAUACAAAACAAUUACAAAGGUUUGAUUUAUUGUUUAUGCUUGUUUUUGUUUCGAAAUCCUUACACACGUAAAAUAAGUGCAGCAGGAUCU